Messenger RNA from Iphiclides podalirius (scarce swallowtail), 1308 nucleotides. The record is from the annotation of a GenBank genome assembly. Lineage: Eukaryota; Metazoa; Arthropoda; Insecta; Lepidoptera; Papilionidae.
AUGAAUCAUGACGCGAAGAAAAUAGCGGCGAGCUUCUAUGGGCGCGUCAAUGCGCCCCUCGCGGAGAGAUUUCGUUUGAACUUCUGUACCGAUUUGGAGAAGUCCGUUUUGAUGAGCAACUUCGAGAGGCGCGGGUGGCACCACGUGGGGCCCGACGAUGAGUGGAACUUUUACUGGGCGUCGACACAGACCUGCCGGAAUCUAUUCAGCGUCGAAAGCGGCUACCGAAUGAAUGACAACCAAAUAAUCAACCAUUUUCCAAACCACUACGAAUUGUCGCGGAAGGACUUGCUCGUCAAGAAUAUCAAGAGGUACCGAAAAGAACUGGAAAGAGAAGGUAGCCCGUUGGCCGAGAAAGCCGAGGUUGUUCUACCAGGCGGUCAAGUAGUGACGCGACACGUUCAUUUGGAUUUUGUGCCAGUGACAUUCGUUUUACCAGCCGAUUAUAAUAUGUUCGUUGAGGAGUACCGCAAAUCCCCUCAAAGCACAUGGAUAAUGAAGCCGUGCGGCAAAUCGCAAGGGACCGGGAUAUUUCUGAUAAACAAACUAUCGAAACUGAAGAAAUGGUCGCGAGAAGCGAAGGCACCGUUCCACCCACAGCUAACUAAAGAGAGUUACGUCAUUUCUAGAUACAUAGACAAUCCCCUACUAAUAGGCGGUAAAAAGUUUGAUUUGAGAUUGUACGUUCUAGUCACUUCUUUCAGGCCUUUGAAAGCGUAUCUAUUUCAGCUCGGAUUUUGCAGAUUCUGCACCGUAAAGUAUGACACCAGUGUUACUGAACUUGAUAAUAUGUACGUCCACCUUACUAACGUAAGCGUGCAAAAGCACGGUGGUGAUUACAAUAGUAUUCACGGAGGAAAAAUGAGUGUCCAGAACUUGAAGUUGUAUUUAGAGGGCACGAGAGGUAAAGCUGUUACUGAUAAACUAUUUGCAGCAAUGCAAUGGCUGAUUGUGCAUUCACUGAAAGCGGUUUCUUCGGUAAUGGCCAACGAUAGGCAUUGUUUUGAGUGUUACGGUUACGAUAUUAUCAUAGAUAAUCAAUUAAAACCUUGGUUGGUGGAAGUAAACGCUUCUCCGUCGCUCACUUCGACAACUGUUAAUGAUCGAAUUUUGAAAUACAAAUUGAUUGACAACAUUUUGACAGUUGUACUUCCGCCCGAAGGUGUACCAGAUGUCCGUUGGAACAAACAACCGAAUUUAGAAUCUCUGGGCAAUUUCGACUUGCUGAUUGAUGAGGAAUUAUUGGAGAAGGACGAACCUUCGACUUCGACUGGUCGAUCCUUUAAAAAUAAUAAAAAUACAACCCGA